Molecule: messenger RNA, 1023 nt
Organism: Monopterus albus (swamp eel)
Lineage: Eukaryota; Metazoa; Chordata; Actinopteri; Synbranchiformes; Synbranchidae
Gene: cdkn3
Product: cyclin dependent kinase inhibitor 3
Exons: 8
Coding region: 233-862 (209 amino acids)
Biological process (GO): protein dephosphorylation
Molecular function (GO): protein tyrosine phosphatase activity
Source: RefSeq, a predicted model, not a curated record
AUUCAUGACUUAAGAAAGUAGUAAUAUCCAUAUGCUCUGUUACAAGUAAAAGCCCUGUAUUUAAAGUUUAACAUAACCUGCCACCAUGGUGCACAUUUUACUGUGAGGUUAACUGGAGUUUACCUAAUGAAAAAAGUCACUACUUUGAUAGAAAAACACAAGCAAAGUAAAUUCCCUUUCUCCAAAACAGCACAAGUCUACUAAACAGAAAAAUUCUCGGAGGGCUGAAGUCAUGAGGACCAGUGAGUUUGACUCCUCAUCUGAAGAAGAGGAGGUCGGGGAGGAGCAACUGAAUCCCUUCCACAUCUCCUGGUUACCUCUGUCCAUAGUGGAGUGCUCACAGUUUCUUGGGAUAUGUGCACUACCAGGUUGCAAAUACAGAGAUAUUCGCAGGAGUCUGCAAAGAGAUGUUGAGGAGCUCCAGAACCAGGGGGUGCAGGACGUGUUUGUUUUCUGCACCAGAGGGGAACUCAACAAGUACAGGGUUCCCUCACUGCUGGAGGUAUACCAGCAGCAAGGCUUCACAGUUCACCACAUGCCCUUCCCUGACGGAGACGCGCCUGAGCUGGAGCAGUGCUGCCAGAUCCUGGAGGAGCUGCAGGUCAGCCUCGAGAACAACAGGAGGACGGUGAUCCACUGUUACGGAGGCCUGGGACGCUCUGCAUUAAUCGCCGCCUGUCUGCUGCUUCAGUUCUCUAUAACAAUGACGGCAAACAAAGCCAUCGAAAUCCUCAGGGAGCACCGAGGAGGAGGAGCGAUACAGACAGUGAAGCAAUACAACUUCCUCCACGAGUUUCGGGAAAGGUACUCGGCGUACCAGGAGAGCAGACGGGUCUCUGCAGAGCGAUCGGUAUCGCGGUGAUCACUGCUCCGCUCCUCUUCUUCUGAACAUGCUGAGCUUUUCACACAAAACUGCUUCAUUUGUGUGUGUGCGUAUGAUAUAAUUGUACUCUCUGAUUGCACUUUAAAAGAAUACUUUUAUAGCUAUGUGUCCUUGUUAUCAAAUAAAUGACUUAAAAAUCA